Pollicipes pollicipes is the source of this 1003-nucleotide messenger RNA. Its product is annotated as epidermal retinol dehydrogenase 2-like. Gene Ontology annotation, cellular component: lipid droplet. NCBI's taxonomy places the organism in Eukaryota, Metazoa, Arthropoda, Thecostraca, Pollicipedomorpha, Pollicipedidae. Gene Ontology annotation, molecular function: oxidoreductase activity, acting on the CH-OH group of donors, NAD or NADP as acceptor. The record is from RefSeq and is a predicted model, not a curated record. The transcript is spliced from 7 exons. The coding region runs from base 1 to 783 and encodes 260 amino acids.
AUGGCAAUGGAGUGUAAUGACGAGACGGUGCGACUGAUACGGGCAGCUGGCGGAGAGGCACACGCGUAUACCUGCGAUCUCUCGAAGCGUGAAGAGGUGUACAAGACCGCUGAACGGGUCAAACGCGAGGUCGGCAAGGUCAGCAUUUUAGUUAACAAUGCCGGCAUGGUCAUCGGAAAUCGCCUGCUGGAGAUUCCAGACAAGCUGAUCGAGAAGACGUUUGAGGUCAACACGCUCGCUCACUUCUGGACUUGCAAGGCGUUCCUGCCGGACAUGAUCGCCUCCAAGAGGGGCCACGUGGUGAACAUCGCCAGCCUGGCCGGUAUGCAGGGCAUGAGCCGCCUCACCGACUACUGCGCCUCCAAGUUCGCCGCCGUCGGCUUCCACGAGUCGCUCACCGUUGAGCUGAAGGUGGGAGGCCACGACGAUGUGCACACCACUGUCAUCUGCCCGUUCUUCAUCAACACGGGAAUGUUUGAUGGCGCCAAGUCAACUGUGAUCCCGUUCCUGGAGCCGGAGUAUGUGGCGGAUCAGAUCGAGACUGCCAUCUUGCUGAACAAGGAGCACGUCAUCAUCCCGGGCUACCUGACGCCGCUGUUCUUCUUCAAGCUGGUACUGGGCUACAACACCCUGUUCGAGAUCGCUUACGCCCUGAAGCUGACGGACGUCAUGGAGGGCUUCCAGGGGCGCAAGUGGUCCCCACCGGUCCCGCUCAUGAAUGGCGCUGGCAGCAGGACGUCUCACAACGGUUCGGCCAGCCCUCCACCGUCCGAGCACAAGUAGUGCGGCGACCGUGCCUGCAGACCGUGCUGCCACAGUCCCCGGCGGUGACCGUGCUGCCACAGUCCCCGGCGGUGACCGUGCUGCCGCAGUCCCCGGCGGUGACCGAGCCGCCACAGUCCUCGGCGGCGACCGUGCUGCUACAGUCUCCGGCGGUGACCGUGCCGCCACAGUCCCUGACGGUGACCGCGGCCCACAGUCCCCGGUCCCCGGCGGUGACCGA